Messenger RNA from Beta vulgaris subsp. vulgaris (sugar beet), 986 nucleotides. Its product is annotated as probable glutathione S-transferase parC. Lineage: Eukaryota; Viridiplantae; Streptophyta; Magnoliopsida; Caryophyllales; Amaranthaceae. Gene Ontology annotation, molecular function: glutathione transferase activity. The coding region runs from base 188 to 865 and encodes 225 amino acids. The record is from RefSeq and is a predicted model, not a curated record. Gene Ontology annotation, cellular component: cytoplasm. The transcript has 2 exons. Gene Ontology annotation, biological process: glutathione metabolic process.
AAGAAGGAUCUUACAAGUUACAACGAGUAGGCCGACCUUAAUUGAAAGAAAUUGAAAAAGUAGUAUAUAUUAGGCAGGUAUGUUUUGUAUAAGCUAUAUUUAAAACGCUUAGAGUCCCAAAAUCUCACUCAAAAUUAGAACUCUUGCCAUCUGAACCAUCAAUCUCUUGGACUCGAAACUAAGAGCCAUGGCAAAUGAUAAGCAACUAAUAAUGCUAGAUUAUUGGGCAAGUAUGUUUUGUAUGAGGGUCAAAAUUGCAUUAGCUGAGAAGGGCAUUACUGAUUAUGAUUGUAGAGUGGAGGAUCUUAUGAAUGAAAAAAAAAGUCCACUAUUGCAAGAAAUGAACCCGGUUCACAAAAAAAUUCCUGUUCUUAUCCACAAUGGUAAACCCAUUUGUGAGUCCAUGAUAAUUGUGGAGUAUAUUGAUGAAGUUUGGAAGGGCGAGUGUAGUUUCUUGCCGUCUGAUCCUUAUCAAAGAUCUCAAUCAAGAUUCUGGGCUGACUAUGUUGAUAAAAAGUUUUAUCUGGCGAGUUUAAAGUUAUGGAAAUCAAAGGAAAGCACGGAAAGAGAGACAGGUAAAACAGAAUUCAUAGAAAGUCUGAAGUGUCUAGAGGAACAACUCGGAGAUAACUGUUAUUUUGGAGGUGAUAGCUUUGGAUUUGUGGACAUUGCACUUGUUCCAUUUUACAGCUGGUUUGGAGCAUAUGAAUGUUGUGGAAAUUUCAGUGUAGAGGCAGAGUGUCCGAAGCUCAUUGCAUGGGCAAAACGGUGUGAGCAAAGAGAAACUGUGAAAAGUUCUCUUCCUGAUAUGCAAAAGCUUUCAGAAUUUAUUUUGGGAAUAAGGAGACAACAUUUGGGAAUCUGAGUGGUUAGAUGUGAUCACAUUUCUAACAACUACUAAUAUAUUAUAUGAAUAAACUUGCAAGACCAUGUAUUCAUCAGUUUAUGGACCAUAUAUUAUAUAUAAGAUGUGUUCUUUUUGUAAA